AAUCAUGACGUAUUUGUUUUGGAGUAAAACUGAAAGUAGCCUUGACUUGCAAAAAAAAAUAACAAUAAACAAAUGGCUCUUCCUGGCUUUGAACUUAUUUACUCAAGUGUAGCACAACAAAUCCGAUCUACAGAUGAUGCAGCUAUUGUCGCCAUUCAUUGGAAUUUAAUUUCAAACGGUUUAAAAUGCUGUGGUGCUGGAGAAACUUGGCCAGAAAGACAGGUCCGUAGCCGUGCCGUAGUUUAAAAUUAUUUAUUUACGCAGUAAUAUGUUAAUUAUGUUAGAUGUAGAGUAUUUUUUGUAGAGUCACCAGAGUUAGAGUGGUACUGGUAGUAAGCACAAUACUCAAUAACUAUCUUACUCACGCUUCAUUGUAUUUAGAAAUACCAGUUGUUAUAAUUAAAUAAAUUAGGACCGUCCAACGCUGACAAUAUCAACAUGACUUUAACCAUUUGCUGAAUCAUGAAUGAGCUACUGCCAUAAAGUAGUAAAGGCAAAGGUUGAUAAGUCGCGUGUAUUAUAAUUUGUGUUGAAUUGUUUUUUCUUUGAAUUACCGUGACUGUGGCUUUAGUUUUAACAGGUAUAUAAUGACCAAAGGGACACAGCCACCAACUCAUAUUUACACUAGACUAGAAUUGUUGCAAACUCAUGAUCAUGUUCAAGUGUUGCCAUUAUAUUUAAUCAUUAUACAUUGGCAUCUGUCCAAAUUAAAUUUACAAAUAUACUUGAUACUGGGCACUUUUACACUCAUAAUAUAACCACGUGUGAAGUUUAAUGUAAUUCGUGUAUGCUGCCUAUAAAUCAUUUUAAACCUCAAAGUCAAAGGCAACAGUGAUAUUGUUCUUUUUAGAUAUUUUUAAAGUAUAUUUUUUCAACCAUAAGCAAAGCUGCAGGCUUUAAAUUUUUUCUCAUGAACCAGUUCUAAAAAAUAUUUAGUUAUUUAUUGAAAUAAUCGAAACACCAAAGUAUAAUAUAAAGUAAGAGUAAGUGUAGAACUGGAAACCAGGGCUAGUUAACAAAAACAUGUUUACGUAUAUGUUUUGGUUGUAUCCUUUGCACACUAAUUCCAAGAUCAGUACCCAUCUUAAAGCUACGACACCAAAUUACAUCAAUUAUAAUAAUUUUUGUUAUAAUUCUAUAAAUAUUUAUGACUAAGCUGAAUUGAACUAUUUAUUUGUUAUGAAGUGAUAUAAAAAUUAUCAUUAAAUUUUUAAAAACAAAUAAAGAUAUUUGACAUUGGGUGUGAAUCAGACAAAAUAAUAAGUCAGUGCACAAAUGACAGCUGCUUUAAACUAAGGUUGACCAGAUAUGCCAAAUUAGUUUCUAAAGGUUUCUAAAGUGUAGUCAGCAAAUCAUUGCCUUGGUAGUUAGCUGAAAUUUUAAACUAUUUUUAAAGUACUAGACAUACGCAUUGAUGAUUAACUUUGAAAUCUUCGAGGCAACAACUCUCCAUGUUUCACUUAUCCCAUGGACCUGAAAUCCACUCUUAAGUCUAGAAUAGGAACACACUUUAUUCUUUCAAAGUUUUGGUGAACUUUCAAUUUCAUUUUCUGAGCUUUAUGUAGUUAAAAUAUAUUUAUUUAUACUUCUUCAUAAAAUUUUUAAAAAAUUGAAUCAAGGGAAGCACUUUAUUACCUCAAAUUUUGAAUUAUUUUUCCAGUUAGUAACUUAAAAUUAAAAAAAUUAAAAAAUAAAAAGUCUGAUAGAGAAAUUGUUAAAGAUUCUGCCAUGUAAAAAUCCUCAGCUUUUAUAAGAAUUUUUUUUUCAAUUUGCAGAAUGAAAACUACACAGGAUCUGAGACGCUGCCACCUGGAUGGAACAGUGAUGACAGCAUUUAUGCACUUCGUUAUGUUGACCCUACAAGUAACAGAACAUAUCUAAUGAAAGCAUUGGCAAUAGAUGGAGCUCUCAUAUUACAUUUGUUGGUAUGGAAAAUAGCUUUCAAAUAAAGACAAAAUGAAAUUUAAAAAGAAAAAAAUUAAUACUGAGUUAAAUAAGCAUUUAAAUCAGUCCGUGAUUACAAAUGGGGUUUGUUAAAUUCAACAUUGCUAACUCUCCAAUAACUUAUUUUACCAGCUCUAAUUUCUGAAUAUGAGAAACCGUCUCUAAAGAAUUAUUUUUAUUACAUUAAAAAAACUAUUUGGGUUUGAUAAAAAUUUAUUUAGCUUUUUAGGCCUAAAGCAGUAAAUAAUUUUGUGAAGCUUUAUCAAAAGAGUGAAUAAUGGGAAAAUGAUUUUUUUUUUCUUCAGAGAUCUUUUGAUGAGAAAACAGUAAGCACUACAAUCAGAAGUCGAGAUUUUGUGAAUGAAGACAGGUCCAAUGUUACUAGGUAAUCAUAUUAAAACAUAAAGUGACAAAAUGAAUUAAUUUUAUCUUAAAAGAAUACACUGACUUAAAAAACAAUACAAUAUCCCUAUAAACUAACAAAAUAAGCAAGUGUAACUAAUUUUAAUUUGGCAAUGAGUAUCACAAAUUAUCAAUUUGUCAUAAUUCAGCAUUUAAAAGAAAAUGCAUCAGAUAUGAAUUUGUAAUAUUUAUUUGAUCAGCUAAAAUUUUAGAAAUAUGUCUUGUUUUUAAAAAUGAAUCUUAAUACUAAAAAAUAUGUUAAAUUGGAAAGAGCAGGGAAUCAUCAAAAUUCAAUAUUUUAAAAAUUAACUACUUUGCCACUGAACCUCAGAUCUAUAGAGAUAGCAGAACACAGUAUGCAGCUAAACAUAAUGCAAAAUUUUUUAAAAACAAUUUUUAAAUAUAAAAGCUUUACAAUUUUGAAAUUAUGUCCUUAAAUCAUUGUAUCUGCAAUUACAAUACUAAUAGUGUAACACUUGCAUAAAUAUAUAACCUUACACAUUUUAAGUUAUAUAAUAUUUUUUCUGUAAAUAAUGUUUACAUUUUUUUCAUAGUGCAUUUAACAAUUUGAAGGAACUUAAUGGAACAGUUACAAAAGAAUUGUAUGCUAAAGUUAUGGAUGCCAACAAGCAACAAAGUACAGAACGGAGAUCUGACUCCAGUACAUCACAGAAUCAAUCUGGAAGAUCCCCUCUGAUGGAAGAUCCAAGACGUGGAAACUCUUCCGGGGGAAUUGGGUUUAUCCCACCCAGACAACCAAUGAGGUAAAUUAUUCACCAUUGAAACAUCUUAAAAGGAAUUGGUUGAUGUUGACAUCUCUACCAUUCAUCAGUUUCCCUCAUUAGAUUUUCCCAUUAAUGGUAAUUUAGAAUUGAAAAAAAAAUCUAACAUUUUGUAAACUUGAUGCACAUAUGCACUCUAGUUUUAUUUAAUUUUUUUUUUUACUUUCCAUUUCUAGUUAGUUUAGCAAAUGAAAUAUACAUUUCUACCAGCUUUCAAUGUCUACUAUUUUAAAAAGGGAACACAAAAGUUCAAUAUUUUUUUUCUUUUGGGGUAAUAAAAUGUUUGUUCCAUUUUUAAAAGAAAAUCGUAGUAUAUUUCUUCUUCUAUAUUUUGAGGGCCCACGAUCAAUGAAUUGAUCAUUCUGGCUCCUAUGUUUCAGAGGGGUUCGCGAUGUUACUGUGCAUGGUUUUCAAGGGGAUACUUCACUGGUUGCAAGGGCUACUCAGUGAUGGUGUUAUGAACUGGGGGUUGGAAGACAGGAGGCAAUAGACACAAAUGUGUCAAGUGUAGUCGCCUCAACUGUUGCUUUUGGAAGCUUGUUCCAGUCCGUUAUUGUCUUUGGCAGGAAUGAGGAGCCCCUGUAUUGAGUUCUUGUUUUGUUAGCCGAAACUGCACAUCGUGGACUCAUUGCUGUCUAGGGUGGAGAUGGACGAGUUUCUGUUUGAUGCUGGAGCAGUGGAUCAGCCCAUUUUUGAUCUUGUACAACAUGGAGAGCCUGGAUAGUCUUCGUCGCUCUUCCAAUGGUGACCAGCCCAGUGUUUCUAGCAUGCUGCCAACACUUAAGGUGUUUCUGUAGUGGUUAAGUACAAAGCGUGCGGCCCGACGCUGGACCGCCUCCAACCUGUCGACGCUUUUCUGGGUAAAUGGGUCCCAGACUGUAGAUGCAUACUCUAAAAGCGGCAGGACAAAGGCUUUAUAGGCUUUUUCUUUCACGCUUGAGUUUCUGAUCUUUAGAUUUCGCCUUAGGAACCCCAGGUUCUUGUUUGCCCGGUUGCACACAUCAUUAUUGUGCUCGUUCCCAGCGGACCUCUCUUUGAAUGGUAACACCCACAGCUCUUCUGUUGCCGCAUUAUGCUGAAUCUCCUGCAUGUGUCAGCUCAGCUCUGUUGUUGCACUUCUCAGGCUAUCCCAGUCUGCCUUGGCAUAAAUGGGGAUUUCUCGCACAGUCUGCUUCUUUUUUAGUGGGCUGACCUGAAAUUCGCUGUAUGGUAUGCAGUGGUCUAAUAUUUAAAAAGUUUUCUAUUAUUACAGUAACAUAAGCAAUUAAUUAAUUAUAUAAAUUGAUUGUGUGUGUAUGCGUUAUAGAGUUCACAAAGUUAAAAUGCUUCAAUUUAAUUUUUUUCAUUAACUUAAAAAAAGUAUGAAAACUAACAUUUCAAUUUUUUUUUUUAAAAACUCUUAUGGAUACAGACCAGACUUUAAUGACCCAUUUAGUGUGGGACGGGCUGACCUAGAUCCACUGGGUGGUGGAUUUGGUGGUGGUAUGUUCAUGGAUCCUCGUAACUUUACAAGUCCAGGUGGCUUUCGACCUGGUGGUUCAAUGGGUGUCCAACCUCCAGGAUUUCCACCGUAAGUAUUUACACUUGUGAUAGUUAAUUUUAAAAAAAACCGAAUAGCUUUAGUGUUAAUUAACCAAUUUUCAUAUAACUUAACCAUCUUUGAAGAAAUAAAUAUAAAGACAUUGAUUUUUUAAUUAAUUUUUUAAAACAAUAUUUAGUAAAUAAAUUCUUGUAAAAUUUAUAUUUGCCAUUCAUUCCACAUGUGAUAUUGGGUUACCGGAAAUUAGAUCGAAAGAAAUUUUGUCAACUGUAAAUUGAUUGACGGUAAUUUGAAAGAACGUAAAUUUGGUCAAAUCUUUUUUUCGGUUCACAUGUUAAAAUUUUCAUCAAAUUUCUUUUUGAACGCACUAUACUAUACAGUAAAACAAAAUAAUGCGUUCAAAAAUAAAUUUGAAGAAAAAAUUUAAAUAUUAAAAACUAAAAAAAAGAUUCAAACAAAUUUCCAGAUACGAUGAUAUUGAGGUAGCAACAAAAUUAAAGAGAUUUAUAUAAAAUUAAGCUUGUGGAAAUUGCUUUUGUAAGCAGAAGCUUGAAUCAAAAGUUAAAGAUUAAUUGAAACUAGUAAUACUCAAACCCAAUGAUCUUGUCGAGAGCUCAUUUUUGGGGGAUUUUCUAUAAAUGUAUUUUAUAAGUAAGUCCAAUAGAAAAUGAUACUUUAGGCUCUAAUUCUAAUUUUUUCAAUGAACACAUUUCUCACAGUGGUUCUAUUCCCCCUGGUGCAAGAUUUGACCCAGUUGGCCCAGCAGGAAUGAGACCAAUGUAAGUUUCAUAUUUAAUGUUGAGACUGAUGUAAAAAAGAAUUACACUUGGCACUUUAGUGAUAAUGUCACGUAAAGGUGACAUUUUAUGUAAGGAUAUUAAAGAAAUGUUUUUAUAAAACUAUGACAUUCCUUCCAGGCCAGAUCCAGAUCAUGAGAGGCCCCCUGACGGUUUUGAUGACAUGUUUAUGUGAUGAACAUCAGAUUCUGUCCGUGACUAGUGGACUGAUUGUAACUAUGGUUCAAUGAAGAUUUGUCAAUAUAAACUUUUGGGAAAAUGGUAGCUUAUUUUCUAAUCCAUAUACAAAAACAUAAUCGAGAUUGAAACAAAAAAAAAAUUUUUGGCGGGGUGAGGGGGGUGGUGUCUUAAUACUUGUGCAUAUACUAAAUAUUUGAAAAUCAAAGGCACAAUUUUUUUUCUUUUACUAUAAGAUGGCAUUGUAUGAACGUUCUGGGAUGUAAGCAAAGUUAUUGAACCACAAUGCACUGUUGUUAUUGAUUUGUUUUUUUUAAAUACUUUUUAUUUCAUCCAAGUUUAAUAAAUACUGAUUGAAUUUUAAAUUUGUUUUAGCACUGUGUGUUUUGUAUUUUUUCAAUUGAGAAUUUAGAAUAUUAGUAGAAUAUUAAAAAUAUGUUAAAUACUAUUUAUGUAAGCUCAUCCUCAAGUCCAAAAUCUAAGUAGUAAAUUUAAAAACCACAUUGAAGAAAUAUGUAAACUCAAGACAAAUAUAAUAUUUGUUUAUUUUCAUUCAGCAUCAGUUCAAUCCUUAAAGCAUUCAAGAAAACCUGUAAAAUUUUGUAUGGACUGUAAAAUUAUAAAAUUUAGCACUAAAACUUGGUACAACAUAUUGUCAGAUUGCAUUAUUUGUCAUGUACGAGUGCUCCUGCUAGAUCUAAAUAUGAAUAAUCAAGAUGUAACUCCUAAACCAUUUAAAAUUCAUACCUAAUGAUUUUAAACUUCCUGUAAACUAAUUUGGUAAAACAAAAUUAUUUUGUCCAGAGUUAAAAUGACACCAAUCUUGAAAAAAUCAAUAAUUUGAAGAAAAAUAAAAUGUAGAAGGGCAUAAAAUAACUGGCAUGCUAUUAUUAUAAAAAAAGUAGAAAUCUGACUAAAUAAACUGAUAUGCUAUAGAAAAGUUGAAUAUAAAACUGCAUGGAAAUGUAUCAAUUAUUAUGAAUAAGCACAGAGUGACUUUUAAAAUUAUUACUAUAUGUGACAGGAAUUCCAUUGCUUAAUAUUAGUUCGGUUGCUCAAAUUUAUCACUUGUUCAAAUUUUUCACUAACAUUUUUAACAUUUUCCGGAUAUCACUGAUAUUGUCAGUUAAGAAAACAUUUUAUGUUUCAUAUAAUAAAAAUGGUUAAUAUAGUAAAACUUUAAAGAUAUAUUUCAUUCUAGAAAUCAAGUGGGCAAGAAAUGUAUGAAUUGAGGUGUUUUUUAUGAUUUGAUCAAAGCUGUUAUGUCAGAUAAAAAUCAAGCACAAAACAAUAUAGCACAGAUGAACUCCAUCUAAACAAAUUUUGUUAAGCUAUCAAUAAAUCCAAAAUUGCAGACGUAGGAAGGAUUUGUGAAUAAAAUUAUUUUUUAAAAUGUAACAAUGAGUACACAGUGUAAGAUCCAUGUUAUUUUUACAUCAAUAAUUAAACAAGUCAGUCAUUUAUACAAUUGACAUAUUUCAAAUGAGUUUUAACCUGAAUAACAUGUACAAGAAAGUGCCAAUAAAAGUAAAAAAAUCCUUUGUGUAAAAAUGUAUACAUAUAAAAUAAAAGACUAAACUAAGCUAAAAUACAAAUAAAAAAUAAUACAUAAAAAAGGGUACUAAAAAGCAUAGAUCUUUUGUGUUUUUUCUUCUUUAUGUAGAUUAAGUUAUAAAUUUAUUAAGGCAUGUAUAAAUAUUGAGGGAAAUCUUUACCUUUAUGCUUGAAACAUACAGUAAAAAUAACCAACCACUCAAAAUUGUGUCCAAGGAAAUCCUUUAAUGGAAAUAGAGAAUUUACGGCACUUCAAAAAAAAAAAGCAAGCCAGUGCUUGAAAAAAAAAGUCAGCUUGUGUCCAGAGUUAGCAGUUAGUCAAUUACAAUAAAAUUACUGGUUGGCUGUCAUACAGAGUUGCAUGAGAUAAAUUUAAACAUCAUGCUCUCAUGUAACCUUAUAUAUUUACAGUAUCAAAAACAUGAUUCACUUUGCGGCAAAGAAUUUUUUUUAAUUAACAAACAAACAGAAAACAAUUAUUCUUGUCAUUUAUAAUACCUGAGACCAGAGUAUGGUAUAAUAAUGUCACAACACUUCACAACCCGUGUGAGAUGAGACUUAAGUAAAAUGAUGUCCUAACACUUCAUAACCAAUGUGGUGUUAGUCCCGAUCAUACAAGUUUUUCGAUGUCCCAAAUGUAACAAAAAUUAAUGAAGAAAAUAUGUUUACCUUAUAAAAAAAUAAAAUAAAUUUUUGUGCAUGGAAAUUAAAGACGCUUUUUUCAAGAGUUCCUCUUAGUUAGAGAUAUUUUUUACCCUAA
Lymnaea stagnalis (great pond snail) is the source of this 7956-nucleotide messenger RNA. Lineage: Eukaryota; Metazoa; Mollusca; Gastropoda; Lymnaeidae. The record is from the annotation of a GenBank genome assembly.